This is a messenger RNA of Monopterus albus (swamp eel), 2664 nucleotides long. RefSeq names its product TAP binding protein like (gene tapbpl). NCBI's taxonomy places the organism in Eukaryota, Metazoa, Chordata, Actinopteri, Synbranchiformes, Synbranchidae. Bases 332 to 1633 code for a protein of 433 amino acids. The record is from RefSeq and is a predicted model, not a curated record. Gene Ontology annotation, cellular component: membrane. The transcript is spliced from 8 exons. Gene Ontology annotation, biological process: antigen processing and presentation of endogenous peptide antigen via MHC class I.
GGAAAUGACUCAAGCCUCGAAGUGAGGCUUCUUUGGAAACGCCCCCUCUGCUCGAUACAAGCCUCGGUGUCAUACGUAACAUUACUAAUUAAAGGUUUAAAUGGCUACAUAAUUAUUAUUAUUGUAAUUUUCAGUAAACAUUAUCGAUGGGAUGAAAGAAAGCGCCCAAAACACUCAGAGUUCCGAGAUGAAAUGAGCUGUUGUUAGUGUUGAAACCAAAAGUGAAAGUGCUGUGGUGUUUUUGUGUCUCGGCUGUUGUUUCACUUUACCUUGUCGUGUAAACGCAGACUACAACGUUCUUAAUUGAGAAAAAACACGAAAACCGGAUUCCAUGAGGGUAACCGAAGUGAUUUUGAUUGGAUGCUUCAUGGCAUGCGUUGGUGCUGAUGGGGUUGCAGAUGUGGUACUGUCCUGCAGCCUAGUGGAGGAGGGAGCGGGACUGGGUGGAAUGGGAGGUGGCGCUCUUUUCACACGGACUCCAGCCACUCUUGUUUUAAGAGAUGUGGCAGUUGCUCCUGAGGAAUCACUUGAGACACUCACACCGUUUGUGCCACCCUCAAUCCCAGAUCCAGAUGCCAUCCUAUUUGAGGCCCAAGUGUCAUCACCUGAGAUCCCAAAUGCAGAUGUGUUGCUCCAUGCAGACUGCAAUGAGCAGGAGGUGAUGUGUGAAAUAAGCAGUUACUCUCCUCGUGGUGCCCAGGACAGUUCAGAUCCAUCUUAUUUCAUGGUGUCGCUUGAUGUGGAGGGAGUUGAGUUCAGCACUACACUGAUUCUGCAGACUUUGACAGUGGAAAAGGACCAGUCAACCCUGAUGCAAAACAAACUGGGUCUGCCUCUUAGCCAGUCAGGAACUCUGCUGUCUGAGGUGAUAUUCCUGGUUUUUUCCCACAUGAAGUCUGUGUCAGCACCUCUGAGAGGUGAUGUUCUCCUGAACUGUGGUUUCAAGCAGCAGGAGACGCCCCUGUCACAGGAAGUGGGAAUUGAGUGGCGACUGCAGCAUAGAGGAAAGGGAAGGAAAGUGCUUGAAAUGAAGACAAGACUGGAUGAUGCAGAAGGAAAUGCAGAGGUUUUUGCAGAUAGGAGGGACUCGAGCAUGGAUGCAGCCCAGCUUGUUGGUGAGGGUAAUGCCUCAUUGACACUAAACAAGGUGCUGGUUGAGGAUCAGGGGACCUACAUCUGUACAGUCAGUUUAGGCCAUUUCCAUGCCCAACAGGUCAUUCAACUCCAUGUUAUUCAACCGCCCCAUGUUUCACUCUCAGAGGAGAAGUUGGUUUUGAAGACGUCGUCACCCCAGACAUUAAGUUGCCACUGCAGUAAAUACUACCCCCUGGACGCUCAGAUGGAGUGGUUGUCCCUCUCUCCUACAGACACAGAGCCUAUUGUCUUUCCAGAUCAGGGCUCUCUGUCCAGCCAUCGGCAGCACGGGGAUGGGACGUACUCCCUGUCAUCUCGCAUCACUGUGCCCCCCAGUGUCACCCCAGGAACCACAAUCACCUGCAGGGUGUCUCACCUAGCCUUGGAUGCUCCUGUCUCUGUCAGUGUGCUGGUAGAAAGUCCUGAGCCAGAUACCUAUUGGUGGGUUCUGGGUUUCCUGAUCAUCACUGUAAUUUUCUUCUACCAAGUUAUGAGAUAAGUUGGCAGGAGGUUUUCCAGUUGAUAACCCUGACUUCAAACUGAGCCCAGAAAGGCCUCCUUUGGGCCAGUUGUGAGUAUUAAGUUAUUGCUAAUUUCACUAGAAGUCAUCACUGGUUCUUUGCUCAAGUCUGAGCUUAAGCUUACAUUUCUGCAACCUGUGAAAUACUAAAUUCCCAACAUUUGGCAAGAAGACACAUUUUUAUCCAACAUAAAUUGCCCACAGUAGUUUUUUUGUGUAACUGAUGUAUUGGCCUCUGAUGAGCCUCUCUAGUGCUGUGGCAAGCAUAACUUGCCUUCUUACAUUUUCAUUCCCAGUGUUUUCCGUUUGUUUUUUACAUUCUGCAGAUUGCAGAUACAGUAACCAAGACUAGAUUUAAUCGUACAUCUGUAGGCAGUACAGGCACUUCUAGCUUUUCAAGAUGGUGUUUGACUGGUCCACAAUUUAAUUUAUUUUUUUAAAACCAGAUAUCAAAUCACUGGCACUUUGAAUGUGGUUAUCUGAGACUUGACCUCAGUAAUCUCUGUUCAGACAAAAAUAAAGUAAAUUUUGUUUCAUUUAUUAAGUAUCCUUUCAUAAAAAUCAGCAUACUUGUGCUUUAACGUUUAGAGUUAUUCAUGUUCUGCUAUACUGUUGCUAAAUGAGGGUGGACUGUAAAGUUACUCAAAUCCUCCACUAGGAGGACUUUUAUGUUUGUUUCUACUCAGGAUUUAUCAAUGCUGGUAAGAGGUGAUCUGACUGUUAGCGCUGUCUUGGUUUGAGGCCUCUCAAAUGAUUGUUGCACUGUCCCCAUUGGGUUACAUUGGCACUAUUUAAAUUGUUUCUGGUUAUUCUGGCUUUUUUUUGUUUUGUUUUAUUUAUUACUAAUGUUUCUGUAAUUCUCACAAUGAAAGACUUCACCACCCAGUAAUGUAGGCCUAUUUGAAAUUAUCCAUAUUUGUCUUUUACAAUUGAUUGUCUACAACAUACUGUAGCUUCAGAGUUUCUUUUAUAAAUUUUGUCAGAAUCUGUUAUAAAAAGGUCAGCUGUCA